UCUCUCUCUCUCUCUCUCUCUCUCUUGCUGUGCAAAAGACCCAAAAAGUUGGCAGCUGGUGCCCUCAUGAAGGAAACGCUGAGAUACCUUGCAGGAAUUGCAGGCCCAAGUGGCUAUGGCUCCAACUCCACCGCCGAAGAAGUCACAGAGGAUUGCUCCUCCUUUCUCCCUUCCCAACUCACUGCUAUUGUCACUGGGGCGACGUCCGGGAUCGGAGCUGAGACGGCGAGAGUGUUAGCGAAGAGAGGAGUGAGGAUUGUGAUUCCGGCGAGGGAUCUGAGGAGGGCAGGUGCAGUGAAGGAGGCAAUUCAGAAGGAGAGUCCAGAGGCUGAGAUUAUUUUGUUGGAGACUGAUUUGAGUUGUUUGACUUCUGUCAAGAGAUUUUGUGCUGACUUCUUAUCACUAGGAUUACCCCUUAACAUUCUCAUAAACAAUGCUGGAAUAUUCUCUCAGAAUUUGGAGUUCUCUGAAGACAAAAUUGAGAUGACAUUUGCUACAAAUUACUUAGGACAUUUUUUGUUAACAGAAAUGCUGUUAGAGAGAAUGGUAGAAACAGCAGCCAAUACAGGCAUCCAAGGAAGAAUAAUAAAUGUUACUUCUGUGAUUCACAGCUGGGUCAAGAAUGCAUUAUCCUUCAAUCAAAUGCUCAAUCCAAAGAAUUACAAUGGCACUCGAGCAUAUGCUCAAUCAAAGUUGGCAAACAUAUUACAUGUCAAGGAAAUGGCAAGACAGUUGAAGGCAAGGAAUGCAAGAGUGACUAUCAAUGCAGUCCAUCCGGGCAUUGUGAAGACCGGAAUUAUUAGAGCUCAUAAGGGCUUUGUAACAGAUUCUUUGUUCUUCAUUGCAUCCAAAUUACUGAAGUCAACAUCUCAGGGUGCAUCUACCACAUGCCUUGUUGCUCUCAGCCCACAAAUGGAAGGGGUGACAGGGAGAUACUUUGCAGACUGUAAUGAGAGCAACUGCUCAAAUCUAGCAAAUGAUGAAUCUGAAGCACAAAACCUAUUUAAACGCACUUGUGCUCUGAUUUACAAGCGAUUAGGUCAACCAUCUAAAGAUGUAUCUUCUUUUGUAAAUAUAGAGACUUAGGACUCAUGUAUGGUGUAUAUAGGCUUAUGUAUUUAGAAGUGCAGAAGGCAUCAGAGAAGCCAACUCUAUGGUGACCUAAAAAUACAUGACAAUAAAGGGGCUUGAGAACUAUUCCUUUCUCAGCACCUCUACAGGCUGUAUGUAGCCUUCCAGUUCUAGGCUAAUUUAAUAACAAAACAUCACGAUUUCACAAA
Messenger RNA from Corylus avellana, 1280 nucleotides. RefSeq names its product NAD(P)-binding Rossmann-fold superfamily protein. Lineage: Eukaryota; Viridiplantae; Streptophyta; Magnoliopsida; Fagales; Betulaceae. The record is from RefSeq and is a predicted model, not a curated record.